CUUCCCAAGCCAGUCUGCACACCACCGACCAGCAGUACAGAGGCACAGAGGCAGCAGCAUGAAGCUCGAGAGCGUCGUCCCCAACUUCAAGGCGCCCUCCACGCAGGGGCCGCUGGACUUCUACAAGUGGAAAGGCAACUCAUGGUGUGUUCUGUUCUCACACCCGGCAGACUUCACGCCGGUGUGUACCACAGAGCUGGGACGCAUCGCCGUCCACAACCCGGAGUUCCAGAAGCGAGGAGUCAAGCUGCUGGCGCUCUCCUGCGACAAACUCAAGGACCACGUCGACUGGGUCAACGACAUCAAGUCGUACUGCAAGGACAUUCCCGGCGACUUCCCGUACCCCAUCGUGUCCGACGAGACGCGCGAGCUGGCCGUCAAGCUGGACAUGAUCGACGAGCGCGACAAGGACAACGUGGAGAAGGCGAUGACGGUGAGGGCCAUGUACGUCAUCGGGCCGGACAACCGGCUGCGCCUCUCCAUGGUGUACCCCGCGUCCUGCGGCCGCAACGUCGAUGAGCUGCUGCGCGUGAUCGACUCCCUGCAGCUGACGGAUCGGCUGAAGGUGGUGGCCACCCCCGCCAACUGGACGCCCGGCACCAAGGUGAUGAUCCUGCCCCACGUGCCCGACCAAGACCUGCCCAAGCUCUUCCCCGGCGGCGUCGAGCGCGUCUCCAUGCCCUCCGGAAACAACUACGUGCGCACCACCACCGACUACUGAGAUACUACAACUACCUUUCAACUCAUUUGUACAUAGCUUCAUAUCAGUUUUGUCAAUCAUUUGUACUUUUUAAAGAAAAUAAACUGUAUUGUACCAUGACCUUAA
Molecule: messenger RNA, 826 nt
Organism: Schistocerca gregaria
Lineage: Eukaryota; Metazoa; Arthropoda; Insecta; Orthoptera; Acrididae
Product: peroxiredoxin-6-like
Exons: 4
Coding region: 59-721 (220 amino acids)
Biological process (GO): cell redox homeostasis; cellular oxidant detoxification
Cellular component (GO): mitochondrion; cytosol
Molecular function (GO): peroxiredoxin activity
Source: RefSeq, a predicted model, not a curated record